AUGAGCAACAAUGCUAUGAUCUCGGAAUUGGGCCACAGAAAGAUCCAGAAAAGUUGUCUAUUGAUACGGCAGAAAGUUAGCACACAUUUGCUCAAAUACGAGUCGGCAAAUAUUAUGACAAGUUUUAAGGUUGGAGACCGGAAUGAGCGAUUGAAGAUUGAAAGUCAGUACGUUUUAUUGUUUCGGUGUUUGUUAUGA
Molecule: messenger RNA, 198 nt
Organism: Ambispora gerdemannii
Lineage: Eukaryota; Fungi; Glomeromycota; Glomeromycetes; Archaeosporales; Ambisporaceae
Source: the annotation of a GenBank genome assembly